GUGAGUCAGCAACUCAUCCCGUUCGGAUAUAGCAGCAACCACCAGUCCACGAAUCAGAUUGCACCGGCAGCAAAAAAAUUAUGGGGCUUCGAAACCAAGGACGCUACCAGUAAAUUGGCCCUCAAUCAUGAAGGGGUGUGGAGAGACCCCACGUGGGCAGCUCCAGAACACAACGUGUCCGCCUCGCUGGCGAUGGGCAGACGACCUGGCGGCGGCGUGGGCGGCGGCCCGUUCACCGCGGGCGGCAACGGCGACCCGACGGGCGGCGGCAUCCUAUCGCCCCGCGGCAGCGACAACGGCGGUCUCGGCGUCAAAAUGGUCGAGUACGUGUUGGGCACGUCGCCCACCGGCAAGGAUAGCGGGGGCGGCAGCGGGGGCGGCUUGGAGCCGCGAAUGCGCGCGCUACACCUGCCCGACGACAAGGAGUCGAAGGAGAUGGGCAAGCAGCCGGCGUCGCAGGGCAGUCCGUCGAACAAGGAAGAGUGUAACGGGGGCGGAGGAGGCGGC
Molecule: messenger RNA, 507 nt
Organism: Phaedon cochleariae (mustard beetle)
Lineage: Eukaryota; Metazoa; Arthropoda; Insecta; Coleoptera; Chrysomelidae
Source: the annotation of a GenBank genome assembly